Molecule: messenger RNA, 1240 nt
Organism: Penaeus vannamei (Pacific white shrimp)
Lineage: Eukaryota; Metazoa; Arthropoda; Malacostraca; Decapoda; Penaeidae
Source: RefSeq, a predicted model, not a curated record
CCCGUCCGGAGCAGCGAACCUCAGUCAAGUCAGUCACUCAGUCAGUCAGUCACUCAGUCAAGGGAGACCGAACCGCGAGUCCUAAGGUCGAGCGCUGUCCCUCCAGUCGCCUUGGUCCUCGAGGCUCGACCCGAUCGCCGCUCGCUUCCUGGAGGCUCACGCGCCCCGCAGUCGCCGCCCUCGCCCCCUCCCUCCACAGGACUCCGGGAGCCUUCGCCAUGGGGGCCUUGUUGACCCGGCUCCUCAGCCUGAUCCAGAGCUCUCGCUCCUGCAGGAUCCUCAUGGUCGGUCUGGACGCCGCAGGGAAGACCACCAUUCUCUACAAGCUGAAGUUGGGCGAAGUUGUGUCCACGAUUCCCACCAUCGGCUUCAACGUGGAGACCGUCGAGUACAAGAACAUCAGCUUCACCGUCUGGGACGUGGGCGGCCAGGUCAAGCUGCGCCCUCUGUGGAGGCACUACUACCAGAACACCGCCGCCGUCGUCUACGUGGUGGACAGCAGCGACGCCGAGAGGCUGCAGGAGGCCAGGGAGGAGCUGGACGCCAUCCUGGAGAGCGAUGAGGUGGCGGGGGUUCCCCUGCUGGUGGUGGCCAACAAGCAGGACCUUCCCGGGGCGCUGUCCGUGCAGCAGCUGAGCGAGGGCCUCGACCUGCGGCGCCACGACAGGCCCUGGCACGUGCAGCCCACGUGCGCCAUCACGUCGGAGGGCGUGUACGAGGCCCUGGACUGGCUGGCCAGGGAGCUGGCCUAGUGAGGCUGGCCAGGGAGGCCAAGCGAGGCACGAACGACUCGCGCAGGAGCACAGGGACGCCCGGGGCCUCGCCACACGCGGCUGGGCCGCAGCGAGGACACGGCAGAGGGAUCCGAACAGUGGUCGAGUCGAACACAUGGACGCCUUCGAAGUCACAGAUGAACUUUCGAAACAGUCACAAGAUCAAAAGAUGGACCUUAGAGAAAUCAUGAGGAAGAAAAUGCGGGUUUCACGAAGAAAGUUCAAUUUAAUUCUCAGUUUUAUUUUUCAAAUGACUCGUGCCACUGUAAAGGCAAUGCACUUGCAAAAUCACAAAAUGAACAAUGUAGAAGUGAAGUUGCAGAAAACACGUUUCGCCAACACUUAAAAGCAAUCGCACUUCGCAUUCUUCCUCUCUUCUCCCACAGUGUGAGACAUUAGCGAUGAGGACUUCCCAUCCACGUAGUCGCUGAGGGAAUAUUUUGGCAACAUGAUUAUUUUUAUAUUUA